Messenger RNA from Fraxinus pennsylvanica, 981 nucleotides. The record is from the annotation of a GenBank genome assembly. Lineage: Eukaryota; Viridiplantae; Streptophyta; Magnoliopsida; Lamiales; Oleaceae.
AUGCUGACCCUUUUAUUAUCGUCCUUAUUCCUUUCUUUUUUCAUUGGAUUUUCCUUGAGGUUUCUUAAAGCCGAUGGGGAUUUCACGUUAUUGUCCAAGAAUCACGUGAAGCGCGAAGAGAUCGAGGAUAAGGUAAUUUGGAUUACUGGGUCCAGCCGAGGGAUUGGGGAAGUGCUUGCUAAACAACUUGCAAAUCUAGGAGCAAAGCUUAUUAUUUCUGCUCGAAAUGAAGCUGAACUACAGCGCGUCAAGAAACAGCUCACUGGAAAACAUGCUCCACAUGAUGUGAUGAUUUUACCUCUGGACUUGACUUUGGGAGAAGAUUAUCUUAGAGAGGCUGUAGAGAAAGCAGAAUCCUUUUUUGGGGGUUCAGGUGUGGAUUAUAUGUUUCACAAUGCAGCCUUUGAGCGCCCUAAAACAACAGCUCUAGAUGUGACAGAGGACAGCCUCAAGGCCACAUUUGAUGUAAAUGUUAUGGGGCCACUAUCUCUUACGCGACUCCUGGCACCUUACAUGCUGAAGCGGGGAAGAGGACAUUUUGUUGUGAUGAGCAGUGCUGCAGGAAAAGUACCUGCACCAGGUCAAGCUGUCUACUCUGCUUCCAAAUUUGCUGUAAAUGGGUACUUCCAUACAUUGCGAUCUGAGCUUUGCCGAAAAGGAAUCAAGGUUACUAUUGUUUGUCCAGGGCCUGUAGCGACGUCUACCAGCUCUGGAGCAAGCAUCUCAGAACAGAAGGGUUCUGCUGAGAAACGCGUAUCAUCAGAGAGAUGUGCAGAAUUGACUAUAAUCGCUGCAAGUCAUGGUCUGAAGGAAGCUUGGAUAUCAAAUCAGCCUGUGCUUCUUGUUAUGUACUUGGUACAGUAUACACCAACAGUUGGAUAUUGGCUAAUGGAUAAGAUUGGAGCAAAGCGGGUUGAAGCUGCAGCUCAGAAGGGGAACACAUACUCAAUGGGUUUGCUCUUUGGGCAAAAGAAGGAAUGA